AUGAGCUGUAGCGAUGCGGGUUUCGAGGGCACUGCCGCCCUCUACUUGAAGGUUUUCGAUGAGGUGAUAUCAGCUAUUGAGGAGAAGCCAGCCGAUGUGCAAACGGCAUGCGAUCGGCUGAAGGCCGUCGGGAAAAUGCAUCGAACGAAGGUGUCAUCGAUGCAAAGCACUACCUUUCAAGUGAUGGAAGAACCAUUUAUGUACAUGGUGCAAGAAGUCCUGCAGGAUCGUUUUAACGACAAAGCCGAAGGACUGUUUCGGAAAUUCUUUCAGUUCUGCCUCAAGUACCUUGUUGAAGGCUUCAACGGC
Molecule: messenger RNA, 309 nt
Organism: Ostertagia ostertagi
Lineage: Eukaryota; Metazoa; Nematoda; Chromadorea; Rhabditida; Trichostrongylidae
Source: the annotation of a GenBank genome assembly